Molecule: messenger RNA, 1227 nt
Organism: Insectozyma verbasci
Lineage: Eukaryota; Fungi; Ascomycota; Pichiomycetes; Serinales; Debaryomycetaceae
Source: the annotation of a GenBank genome assembly
AUGUUGAUAUGGUGGUUUAUAAUUAUAUCAUGCAAAGCAUAUUAUGUAGAUAAGUUCUAUACACCAUCCUACAAUUAUACAAACUAUACAAAUGGUCAAAUAAUCAAAACUCGGCAGAUAAAUGUUAAAUGUUACGCGGUUAAUAUUGACUCUCCAACUUAUCAAUUAUUAGUAAAAUCUGAAAAUUCAUUUAAUCAACCGAAUUACAUAGUUUCAACAAUAUUCAAGUCUCCAAAAAAUAAAAAGAAUAGAAUAUUAUCCUAUCAAAAUUUUGAGCAAGCUGCUGAUACCACUUGUGCUUGUUCCGAUGGAUUUAUUUACCCAUCAAUAAAUAAUUUACAAUGUCAAUUUGAUUUAAUCUUCAUUUCAAAACUACUUGAAGCUGGUUGGGACGUAAUUGUUCCUGAUUACGAAGGAAAUCAGUCUGCAUUUCCCGUAGGUAGACAAGCUGCACAUGCGGUAUUAAAUUCAUUAAGAGCCGGUAUAAAUUUUUUAAAUGUUGAAUCUCCUCGAGUUUCAUUACUAGGUUAUGCUGGUGGUGGGUAUGCUUCAUUAUGGGCUUCAAUUUUACAGCCUACAUAUGCUCCUGAAUUAAAUUUAGUAAGUGCUGCUGUUGGUGGAAUUAUAAGUGAUAUUAAAAGAAUAAUUGAAAAUGUAAAUAAUGGACCAUAUGCUGGAUUAAUAGUCAAUAUUUUAAAUGGUUUAGGUAAUGAAUAUCCACAAUUUAAAGAAGCAUUAACUAAGUAUGGAAAUGAAUUAAAGAGAUUUUGUUUAAUACCUACUGCUUUACAUUAUUUCAAAGCUGAUUUUUUCAAUUAUUACGGGAAGAAAUAUUUAGAAGAUCCAGUAAUAUCAACAAUAAUUCAAGAUAACAAUUUAUUUGGUAAACCAGUACCUCAAAUCCAUAUAUUCAUGUUUCAUUCAAAGAUCAAUGAAUUAUCUCCAUUUAAAGAAGCUUGGAAAUUAUAUCGUUAUUAUUGUGAUGAAGGUGUUCAAAUUGAGUUUGCAGAAGAUCUAAGUUAUAAUCAUAUGGCUGAAGCAUUUUCAGGUUUACAAGCAUCACUUGUAUGGUUGGAAAAAUCACAUAAUAAUGAAACUAAACAAGGGUGUAAUUAUAAGAUAAGGAGCUCUAAUUUAUUUUAUGAAUUCAAUUCAACUAUUCUAUAUAAUAAAGUUAAACCAAAUAUAACUAAAUGGAAACUGAAAUUUAAAUAUAAAACAGAUUAA